AUGGCUGACGUAGAAGAUAGCGGAACAAUUCAAUUAAAUGGUAUAGAAGCAGAAGAAAUGCAAACUAUGAUUGUGGAAGACGAUGCCGCUCUCAGUGAUGAACCAUUGCAUGCUGAAAAUUCUCAAGUUAGUGAAGUGGCAGUGGAGGAGGGUACGGAAAGCGGUGAGCACAAUGAGGCAAAAGGGAUGGAUGAAAGAGAAGCGUUAGAAGAAUAUCACGAAGACGAAUUAUCAGCAACUUUGAAAAAUAAUGAGCUAAACGCCGUGGAAGUAAUAGAUCAAACUGUCGAAAAAGUCGAGGAUGAAGAUGAACUGGAUUAUAAAGAAAUCGACGAAGCAGGAAUCGAUGAAGAAAAACCAAUACAGAUGAUGGAUGAAGUAGUGGAAGAGCAAGUAGUUGAGGAUAGAACUGAGGAUCAGGUACCUGAUAUAACUGGUACAGAUAACGCAGAUGUGAUGGCUACUUCAAUGGAUAGCAUUGAAGAACUUCCAACCGAAGAGCAAGCCAUAGAAACAUCGGCACUUGCAGAACAAGAAGCCGAACCACCUGUCGAAUCGAGAACUGCCAAUGUAGAAGUUUUUUCGAUUAUGGAAGCAGAAGCGCCAACAGAAGAAGAACGAACAGCUGUGGUUCUUGAAGUUGAAGCAUCUAAGGAAAUUAAUAAAACUGAAACAAUGCUGGAAGAAGAAGCGGCACCAGCCCAAGAGACAGCAGCUAUGAAUGUUGAGACACCCCAAGAAGAUGACGAGGCUAAAAAGUUACCGACGAUACAGAAUACUGCUUCCUCUGAAGUAAAAUCUGAAGAAGUGAACGAAGCUCAACCAGAAGUGGGGCAAGCUCAGGAAACACUAAAACAUGCAAAACCUCUCGAGGUUACUAAAGUCAUACAAGAUGUUAUCAUCGAACAGAGUUUGGCUACGAAUGAUUCUGAAGCUGUUAUAGAAGAAUUUUUGGAAACAGGAACAGAAGGGGCAAAAGAGGAAGACAUAGAUAACAAACAAAUUGAGCCUGAUAAUGUAGAAGAUCUUUCGAACGAAGAGCAGCAAUCUGAAGCUUUGGACAAUGAAACAGUUGAGAUCAAUGAGGAGGAUGUUCAAAAGGAAGAAGAUCUUUCGAACGAAGAGCAGCAAUCUGAAGCUUUGGACAAUGAAGCAGUUGAGAUCAGUGAGGACGAUGUCCAAAAGGAAGAGGACAGUUUUGCAUCAGCUCUACCACCAGAAGAAAAAUCAGAAACGAUCCAUAGCUCUCAUACGUCAAGUUUAAAACUCGAAGAAGCAGAUGAUGCAUCAAUGGCGACGCCAUCAAUGACCAAAGAGGAGUUUGCAUCCGAUGAGGAAAAAUCCUCUUCCAAAAAAUCUAUCACUGACGAUAAGUUUUCGCCAAGAAAAAGAUCCAUAAUAGAAGAAAAAAAUUCUUCACGAAAAACUUCAUUAAUAAAAGAAGUGCCUUCAAGAAAAACUUCAGUCAUGGAGGAAAAAGCUCUAUCUCGACAAGCAUCUGCUUUUGAAGAUGAGAAACCUUUGUCACGAAAAACUUCAUCAAUAAAAGAAGUGUCUUCAAGAAAAACUUCAGUCAUAGAGGAAAAGGCUCUGUCUCGACAAGCAUCUGCUAUUGAAGAUGAGAAACCUUUAUCACGAAAAUCUUCAUCAAUAAAAGAAGUGCCUUCAAGAAAAACUUCAGCCAUGGAGGAAAGGGCUCUAUCUCGACAAGCAUCUGUUUUUGAAGAUGAGAAACCUUUGUCACGAAAAACUUCAUCAAUAAAAGAAGUGCCUUCAAGAAAAACUUCAGUCAUGGAGGAAAAGGCUCUGUCUCGACAAGCAUCUGCUAUUGAAAAUGAGAAACCUUUGUCACGAAAAUCUUCAGAAACUAGAGAAAUGAAAGCGCUAUCAAGAAAAUCAUCAGCGAUUCAAGAAACAAAAGCACCAUCCAGAAAAAUAUCAGAAAUUGAAGAAAAAGUUGCGUCGCGAAAAACAUCAGCUAUCCAAGAAGAAAAAGUGGCCUCCAGGAAAUCAUCUGCUGCUCGGAAAAUAUCCUCAGAGAUAGAAGAAAAGAUCCCGUCCCGAAAAAUCUCAAAAAUAAUAAAUGUCGAAGAAGAAGACGAAGAAACAACGGAAAUUUCCCCUAUAUCAUCAAGAGCGUUACAAUCAGUGAGAGUGGGAAGGACAAAAAUAACCAAAACUGAAUCAAACGAAGCGGAAGCUGAACCUGAGCCUGAACCGUAUACUGAAGAAGCUGAAGUAGAAAUAACUAAAACUGAUGCUGAAGUAGCAAUUGAAGAGUUGAAAGACGAGGUUCCUACUGAAGACAUUACUACUGAAGAUGUUGAAGAUGAAGUGAAAAAAAUAUCGGAAGCAGAAAAAGAUAUCGAAAAUGAGAAAUAUGUUACUGUUGGUGAACGGGAAUCUCCGCCACCAACGAGACAAAUCAUCUCUUCUCCUUCACGCAGACAUUCGCCAUCGCCAAUUAGAAAACGUCAGGAGCGAUCACCAUCACCGAUAAGGAGAGAAGUAAAUUACGGAAGUUCAUACAAGUCAUAUGAUCAAGAUACAUAUCGACAAAGAGGCGCUCCUCCUCGUAUGACAAGUUUUUUAUCAUUUUCGUCCUAUACCCCAGUCGAAAAAACAUCGUACUCGCCAAUCAGUCCAUGGGUACAAAAUUCCGCGCAAAAAUACCGAAACGAUUACACUGCCGUUUCAACUUAUAAGCCUCCAUCUACUUACACUGCGAUAUUUGAUGACAUUGUCAGUUCGGGUCCAUUUUCAAGCAGUUUGUACUCGACGAGUCGUCUUCUUGAACGCUCGCGUAGUCGCUCUCGAGAGCUAAGAAAUGCACUUCGCUCAAAGCGCUCAACCAGCAAUUAUUACCGUUAUACUUCGAACUAUGCAACACCACCACUCCGAACUCGCGACUAUUCAACGCCACCAUUGUCGUCAUCAGCAUACCGCUCUUCUUCACGUUCCGGCUCAUUCAUUUCCUUCAUGGAAUAUAGCGGGCAGAAACAAUAUGAGCUUGCAAGAAACUCAAGCCGCUUCUCAGAUCUUGAUAGAUUAAGCCGACAAAGCUCACGUUCGAAUGUCGAUAUGUUCUACGAUACGGAACGUUUGUCGCGAGUCGAUAGCUACAUACGUGAUUUGAAUCGUAACGUUGAGUAUGGAUUUCCGAGUACUUAUGCUAAGUAUCGUUCACCGUUACGACCUUAUUUACCGCACGAAUAUACUCCGGUUACUGGAUACAGAGCUUACAACAGCCCGUUAUCGCUUCAACACCGCUCCGCUCUUUAUACUAAUUCAUAUAUCUAUAAUCCGAUGUCAAUGUCUCAUAAUCUGUACGAGAGCAGAAUUGCCGAUUUGCAAAGGCGUUUAUUUCGUGAAAGACUUGCCAGCGAAAGGAUGAAAGCAAAAUACAAAACCCUGUCGGAUAAACUGGAUCAAACUUGUAGACAGAUGGAUCUUCUUCGCGCCAAUUCUUAUUCAGCGAUCCGUGGUGGCACGGGGACCUAUUCUGUCUACACUCGCAACUAUCCGUAUUUUUGA
Molecule: messenger RNA, 3534 nt
Organism: Cercopithifilaria johnstoni
Lineage: Eukaryota; Metazoa; Nematoda; Chromadorea; Rhabditida; Onchocercidae
Source: the annotation of a GenBank genome assembly